Messenger RNA from Aspergillus costaricaensis CBS 115574, 2981 nucleotides. RefSeq names its product RNA polymerase II mediator complex middle subunit MED1. Gene Ontology annotation, cellular component: mediator complex. The transcript is spliced from 2 exons. Lineage: Eukaryota; Fungi; Ascomycota; Eurotiomycetes; Eurotiales; Aspergillaceae. The record is from RefSeq and is a predicted model, not a curated record. Gene Ontology annotation, biological process: regulation of transcription by RNA polymerase II. The coding region runs from base 251 to 2560 and encodes 769 amino acids. Gene Ontology annotation, molecular function: transcription coregulator activity.
AUCUACUAUACUUUCUUGAAUAGACAGUGGCGCUUGCGCAAUCAUUCUCUCUCUUUCGGUUUGCCCCGCUCAAGUCGUGUGUUUUUGCUGUCGUCCGACGUAUGGAGCAUCCAUGAUUUCAUCGGCUGCUUGAUUCCUUCUCCAUUAUCUCUCUAUUUUUCUGCAUGAUACCCAGCCUUUGUUUGCUACUUCAUACACUUUGUAAAUUUCCUAUUCGAGGUGGAUAGAUCUCACUUCAAUAAACACCACCAUGGCGACUCCCUCAUCGAAGCCAAACCCCGGAGCGACUCCGACACAUCUGACCUCGUCGCCUCGUCCGUCUGGUGCUCAUAUGGCCCGUCCGAUUUCCCACAAAUCGCCGUCAACGAGAACGCCCUCAGCUUCCGGUCAUGGACACAACCAACCCCCCGUUUCAAUGCACCAAUAUUCUACCCCUCUCGCCGCGACUACCGGAGCCGAGGACCCCGUUACCUUCAGUUCCCCGUCGGCUCUCCUCGCGCUUGGUGGCUAUAGCGGGAUCAGUCCGUCCCCCGCCGGACACGAUGGUCUUGUCGGCGCAGGCAUGAACGAGAAUGAUAUCCAGGCAUUAGGCAUGCCGGGACUGAAGCUCGGGGGUGCUCGUGACAGCGAGGAGGAGCGCAGAAGACAUAUAGAUGAUGUGGUUCAGCUCCUACGAGCCCGAGUCUCGGGGCGGGGUGUGUGCAGGGAGGGUAUUGAGCGACUGAGUGAUCUCGAAGGGUUCGAGUCGAUUUGGCAGGAAGACAGUCUCAGCAUUGCGGGGAACUUUGUCGAUCUGGAGAUUGACUUCCACCGGGGGUAUAAUGUGGUGAAGGAUGUUAGUCUGAAGUAUGCGACGCCUGAUGCGCAAGAUGGGGAGCAGCGUGACGAGGCUACGGCGGUGCUUAAGCGCGAUUUGAUACAGUCGCCGGAGGAAGGGGACCGGGGUGCUUGGAAGUCGUUGCGUGGGUUCCAUGAGAAUCUACAGUGGCUUGCCAAACAUGAUCGGCUCAGUCAGGAGGUUAAUUGUUUCGAGGCCAUUGAGGGUCUUUACGAGAGCUUGAAGCGCGUGUGGGAGGCGGAGUGGAAACAUCGCAAGUUUGCGGGGGUGUACGACCAUCUGUGCAGUGGCUGGGUUGGCCAGCCGUGUAUGCACAAGGGGAGUCGCAUUGGACUCGGUUUGGAUUACUGGGUGCAGCAAGCACGGGUUCUGGAUGCGAAGGAGAAGCAGAGGACGUCAUCUGAUGCGAUGGUGAUUGAUGCGACGAAUGGGCAGCCAUCGGAUGAUGAGCCGAGCAGUUUGGAGGGGAAAUGGAGUAUCGUAGUGGAGUGCGAAGAGGGUUACCCAUCUCUCCGUGUGUCGAAGGACUGGGUUGGGUCUGAGGUGUUGACGGGAGUCAAUAACAAUGACAAUGGGCCGUCGUCGAGUGAGGCGCAUGGGUCUGAAGCUGCAGUUGUCAAUUGGGUUGAUCCGCCGGCGACGUUGACCAAUAACCAAGGUCACCCUGACGCCAUGGCACUUGACUCGAACAUGCUGGGCUCUUCUGCUCCUAAUCGUCGAUUCGUGGCGAAGUUGGAGCCGGCACUGGAUCUACCUAUUCUGGCAGCAUCUGAUAUCUACCGCCAUCUUGGAAUGCAAUUGCCGCAAGAAUUUAAGAUGGUCACCUACGAUGGACUCCUGGCCCCGGGCUGGUCGCCUUUGUCGGCAGCAGGAGCUAUGGGUUUGGGGCCGGAGGAGGCCUCUCAGCUUGAGCGGAGGAGACGCAGAAUGUCGGUGCAAUCGGUUGACAGUACGGGCAAGCCGUGUACGAAGCAUCACAGUUAUACUUUUCAGCCAUUUGAGUCUGUUGCUGGCCGAACAUUGAGGGAUAUCCCAUUUGCACAUCCCCGGCAACUCGCAGACAUUAUCCCGAUCCUUCGUCAGUACGCCUUUUUGGCCAACCUUAUCCGCAGCGUUUUUAGCUCCUCGUACAAGCCCGAUGAGGAUAAACCCGCCACGCCCGCUGAUUCUUCGAAUAUUUCGUCCAGUCCACCCAGGUUUACCGAUGGAAAUUCGAAGAAAGAUGUCAUCAUUCUGAGCAAUGCCGACCCGAACGAGAAGAGGCUUGAUGCAUUGCUGGGGGGCUUCGAGAAACUAGCAACUUCGCCUAGUGCUAAGGGUAAAGGCCCUGUGGGGGUGGGAAACGGAAACUCUGGUCCCGAUUCUACUGUUGAUGAUGUCAAGGUAGACGUAACGUUGCGGACGCAACUAGGACAAGCACCGGUGAUCAUGCUACUUUUCGCGGUGGAUCAACCAGACGAAGCGUCGGAAUUCGUGGAGGCGGCAUUAACGAAGGUGUCCAUUAGCCUGGAAGUUGGACUGAACGGCCGGGUCUCCGUUGUGGACAUGACGGGUCUCCUAGAUGACAAUAACACUACCACCACAGACAACAUGGAGGACACCCCAGAGAGAAAGACUCUCGAGCUGCAAAGCAAAAUCGCAAAUGUGCUGGAAAUAUCACAGGACAUUGGGAUCUUGGUGGAAUGGAUUUUACGAUGGGCGCGGCAGCGGAAGGGCCGCUGAAACUUGCAGCGGAUUUUGAGACAGUGAGAGGGGAAGGGAUACGCAUCGUCCACUGCGUCGGAAGUGGAGAGCGAUCGAUCUCAUCCAGCGGUGAUGCAAGCUGGGAUAUCCUCGACAAGGAGUCGCACUAAUUCAGACGUGGGGACUUGCCGAAGAUUCGACCGAUGUUCUGGAAGCAGACUCGGCCCAUUUUUCCUGGAUCACGGUCUGUGCAGUAUUUGCGUGGGAUGGGUGCUAGAGGCUGUCAUACACCAGUUGAUCCCAAACAAAACCAACUCUGUAACACCCGAUUCUAAACCACCUGAUAUGGACUCGGGCAUGUGAAAGGGAAUCUAAGCUUAAUGUGAUGCAGUCCUGUACAACUACUGGGAAGGGGCCAUGUGUUUGACCAUGGUGACCCUGUGGGUGUGGAGCUAGAUCC